This is a messenger RNA of Penicillium verhagenii, 465 nucleotides long. RefSeq names its product hydrophobin family protein. NCBI's taxonomy places the organism in Eukaryota, Fungi, Ascomycota, Eurotiomycetes, Eurotiales, Aspergillaceae. The record is from RefSeq and is a predicted model, not a curated record. Gene Ontology annotation, molecular function: structural constituent of cell wall. The coding region runs from base 1 to 465 and encodes 154 amino acids. Gene Ontology annotation, cellular component: fungal-type cell wall. The transcript is spliced from 2 exons.
AUGCAGUUCACUCUCUCCGCCGUUGUUAUUGCUUUCGCCGCCAUGGCCUCUGCUAUGCCCACCUCCGAGGGUCUCGAGAGCCAGGAGCACGGCGCCGUCCGCUUCCCCGUUCCCAAGGGCCUGACCGUCAAGGAGGCCCAGGCCAAGUGUGGUGACCAGGCUCAGCUCUCUUGCUGCAACAAGGCCACCUACGCCGGUGACACCACCGAUGUCAACUCCGGUCUUGGUGGUGGCCUCCUCGCCAACCUGAUCGCUGGUGGCUCCGGAUCCGACGGUCUCGGUGUCUUCGACCAGUGCUCCAAGCUGGAUCUCGAGGUCCCCAUCCUGAUUGCCGUCCCCCUCCAGGACUUGGUCAACCAGAAGUGCAAGCAGAACAUUGCCUGCUGUGCCAACUCUCCUUCCACUGCCAGCAACGACCUUGUCGGCGCUGGUCUUCCUUGCGUUGCCCUUGGCUCCAUCCUCUAA